AUGCUCCCCUCAAUAUCCCUCCUCUCUUCCCUCUCCUUCCUCCUCCUCACCUCCGCCACCCCCUCACCGACCCCAGAACCCCUUCGGCUCCCCCUCAUCAACCUCGACUCCCGGCAAUAUGACCCCGACAUCAAUGUCCGCCGCUCAUGGCUGGACGACCAAGCGGCGGGUCUCCGGUCCAAAUACGCCUCGCAGCUCGAGGGCCGAACCCUCGAUAUCCACCGUCGGGAGCUCAUUGAGCGGGAUAUGAAGAAGCGGGCUGUGGGGAACGUAACGUUGGUCAAUGUCGGGAUCGACGCGAGUUAUGCUGCGCCAGUCCAGAUCGGGAAUCCGGCGCAGACAUUCUUGUUGAUCCUGGAUACGGGGUCGUCGGAUCUGUGGGUAGCGGGGAGUCAGUGUACGACGGCGACGUGCCGCGCGACGACGACGUUCACGUCGAGCUCUAGUAGCUCGUUUGCGAGCACGAAUGACCCGUUCAGUAUCACGUAUGGGAGUGGGCAGGCGCAAGGUGUCAUUGCGCAGGAUACGGUGGCGAUGGGUGGAUUCUCGGUGAAUCAGCAGGGGUUUGCUGUUGUCAACGCAACUUCUGCCAACCUCAUUCGGUCCCCGAUUUCAGGGCUCAUGGGUCUCGCCUGGCGAGCGUUGGCUCAGACAGCCGCGACGCCAUUCUGGCAGACGCUUGCUGCGAGUGGGCAGUGGAGUUCUCAGGAGAUGGGAUUCUACAUGCGGAGAUAUAGGGGUGUAUCAGGGGUGCAGAGCGUGGAGCGGCAAGGAGGGGAGUUCAUCAUGGGUGGCGUGGAUACUGCCCGAUUUACCGGAGACAUCAACUACAUCUCACUACCACAAUCAUCGCUUGAUUUCUGGCGGAUACCUGUCCAGGGCAUGACCGUGCAGGGCAACAGCGUCUCCUUGAACUCCCCCCAAGCCGCCAUCGACACCGGAACAACCCUCAUCGGCGUUCCCUCCACCGUCAUCAAGUCGAUUUACGCCCAAAUUCCCAGCUCCUCAGCCAUGUCUGCCAGCUCGGGUUACGAGGGCUACUACCAGUACCCUUGCUCGACAAACGUCAGCGUUACCAUGCAGUUCGGCGGACUGAGCUACCGGAUCUCGGCGCAGGACUUCAACUUGGGCGCCUUCAACACGAGGGAUCCGACCAUGUGCACGGGGUGUUUCUUCGAGAUGAACCUGAGUAGCGCCAGUCCCGCCCAGUGGAUCGUCGGAGCUAGUUUCUUGAAGAAUGUCUACUCCACGUUCCGGUACAACCCCCCGGCGAUCGGUUUCGCGGCCUUAUCCGGCAGCAGCGACACCAUCACAACUGGCAAUGCAGCCAACACCAGCACAGUGGGCACUGGAGGAAGUAAGAGUGCUGCCGGGCGUAGUAUGGAGCUCGGAUUGGGGGCGAUGGGUCUGGCGGUAACGGCAGGAGUGGCGGGGUGGCUGGCUGCUGUAUGA
Dioszegia hungarica is the source of this 1452-nucleotide messenger RNA. RefSeq names its product aspartic peptidase domain-containing protein. Bases 1 to 1452 code for a protein of 483 amino acids. Gene Ontology annotation, molecular function: aspartic-type endopeptidase activity. The transcript is spliced from 5 exons. Gene Ontology annotation, biological process: proteolysis. Lineage: Eukaryota; Fungi; Basidiomycota; Tremellomycetes; Tremellales; Bulleribasidiaceae. The record is from RefSeq and is a predicted model, not a curated record.